This is a messenger RNA of Ipomoea triloba (trilobed morning glory), 603 nucleotides long. RefSeq lists its product as uncharacterized. The transcript has a single exon. NCBI's taxonomy places the organism in Eukaryota, Viridiplantae, Streptophyta, Magnoliopsida, Solanales, Convolvulaceae. The record is from RefSeq and is a predicted model, not a curated record. The coding region runs from base 1 to 603 and encodes 200 amino acids.
AUGGCCCAGCCCCUGCCACGGGAUUUGCGCUGGCCAACCAUAAAACUUUAUUCGGGGUCGUCCGACUCUCAGGCUCAUAUCAACAGGUACCGGGCGGCCAUCAUGAUGACGGACUCCAGCGACGCCGUUAUGUGCCGAGGCUUCUUCGCGACCCUGGACGGCCAGGCUCAGGAUUGGUUCACGACCCUACCCGAGGGGUCCAUUUCAUCCUUUGCCGACCUUUCGGGGCAAUUUCUGUCGCAUUUUGCAAGCAGCAUCCCAAAGAAGAAACAAUUCGCAACCAUGUGCAAGUUAGAACAAGGGAGCACAGAGAGCCUGACCGACUACCUAGCUAAGUUGAAGAAGGAGGCGAGGUUAGUUGACAACUUCGACGAGAAGGCGGCCGUGCCGAUCUUCACCAGCAACGUCAGGUCAGGACCCUUUCAUCGCGACCUCGUCCAGAAUCCGCCGAAGACUUAUGCGGCAUUGUUGGACCGAGCAACGAGGUUCGCAGAGGCGGAGGAGGCUGAGCGGAAGAAGAAGGAAGAGGAGAGGGGGCGUCGAGACAAGGCACCUCAGGAGGACCGUCGUGCCCAGAGGACCAGCGCCAAGGCCCACGGUUAG